GGUAUUUAAGCAGCGUGAGAAGGGACAACUGUUAACAAAUUCUUUGGUUUUCCACACCAUCACAUCUUUACAGACACUGCAUCUCAGCCAAAAAGAGGAAGGUACCUAGAUCAGUGGGCAGUAAUGUUGCUGCCCACCAUCACCGUAUUGGCAGCAGUCCUUCUGCUCCUGCCGCGUCCCACCAUCCAGUCAUGCAUAUCUGGCACACAAGAGCUCUGCGACGCGGCAGAAUUGGCCCCGGGUUCAUCCCUAGCUGGCGAAGGUUUUGACAUUACCACAAUGCAACGCAAGGGAGCUUUUGUCAUCGACAUGAACACCUGGGAAACCCAAAACAAGACCUGCACCCUCUGUGCAAACACCUACUUUGGAGGGAAAAUGCAGAGGAUUCCUACAUCUGUCACGAGCUGGAGGCCCCUUCAUAAAUGCAGCAUGGCAAUCAAGAGCGAACUGAUGGAGUCUGCCCUGUCAGUGGCUGAUCACGUUAGCAAGAGUGUGGAGAACGACUGGAAGAUAGGUUUAGGUUUGAGUAAGGCUGGGUAUGGAGCCUCCCUGGCCCUUUCUGGGACAUAUUCAAAAAUGGCCAGAACCGCCAUGAAGAAGAGCAAGGAAGACCACUUCAACUUUGUCAGCCACUCAGUCCACUGUGGAUUUUACAGCUACAUGGUCUCCAGCAAUCCAAACCUACAUCCAGAUUUUGCCAAAGCUUUGGAAAAGCUCCCUAAGAUCUACAGCCCCAGCAACAAAGAAACUUAUGAUGCUUUCUUUGACACAUAUGGCACUCACUUCCUAAAAAAGGUGAAGACCGGUGGCAAGACAGAGUCCAUGACCAGUAUCAGGGAGUGCAAAGCCUCCAUUAUGGGCCUGAGCUCUGAUGAGGUCAAGACGUGCCUCGGUGCUGAAAUUGCUGGAAAAAUCCCAUACAAGGUUGACGUUGACCUUAGCGCAGAAAUGAGGUUCUGUAAUGGCAAGAAAAAUAAAAUUGAGGGGAGAAGAAGCUUCUCAAACAUCUUUCAAGACAGGGUCACAGAAAUCAUCGGUGGGCAAACGACAGAGGGUGAGCUCCUUUUCUCUGCAGAUCGAGAUGCGUCUGGCUAUAAGAAGUGGCUCCGAUCCCUGCCAGUCAACCCAGAUGUGAUCUCUUACACGCUGAAGCCCCUUCACAAGCUGAUAACAGAUAAAAAGGUGAGGAGAGAAAUGAAGCUGGCCAUCGAUGACUACAUCAUCAACAGGAGCCUGAAGAAAGAAUGCUCUGACAAAUGUCAGGUUGGAAUAAGAACCAAUCCAGACUCCUGUGCCUGUCACUGUCAGAGUCACAAGGGCUUAGGCCGCAACUGCUGUCCAACACGCAGUGGCUUAGCUAAGAUUGUUUUGACCAUCAUAAGGGCACAUGGUCUAUAUGGCGACUACAGCUCUAAGACUGAUGGGUACGUGAAGAUCUACGAUGAGAACAAAAUACUGCUUGGCAAGACGCGCACAAUUCAGGGUAACAACUCUCCUUACUGGGACAGGGAGUUCGACAUCGGUGACAUGCUUUUGUCUGCGAACAGCAAACUCAAAAUUGAAGUGUGGGAUGAAGACACCCGUUAUGAUGACCUCCUUGGGACGUGCUUCGCAAAACUUCAAUCGGGUGACCAGGGGGAGAAAGCUUGCCCUCUUCAAUACGGGGUGCUGUUUUACAGGCUGGAGGUGACCUGCGGUCCCAGCCUUAGAGGCCCAUCUUGCGCUGAAUACGUGGCCUCUCCCAUGAACAGUGUGCUGGAGAAGCUGUACGUGUCUCGUCAUGCUCAUCCCAUUCCGAAGCACAUGCUUUCCCAAAUGGGAAUGCGGUUGGAUAGGCAAGCAUUCAAUUACACGCUGACGGACCAAAGCUCAGUUCAGACCGGUGGUAAAGCUGAUCAGCUGUAAGUUCAAGCAUAGAUGCUGAGAUUCUUUCUGACAAUGAAGCAGUUUGUUUUGCUUGUCAAAGUAUUUAAAAAAGCAUCAUGCAGUUAGAUUGAGCCACAGCCUUGACCAGUUAUAUGUGUGAUAUAAGCAAGAAAAAAAAGAAAAAAAAAAGAAAAAGAAAUAUGAUUACAUAAAAUGUACCUAUAUUGUAUUCACUUCUCACUGUGAAUUAAUGACAAAUAAAGCAUUUGGAAAUAGGCAA
This is a messenger RNA of Clupea harengus (Atlantic herring), 2146 nucleotides long. RefSeq names its product perforin-1-like. NCBI's taxonomy places the organism in Eukaryota, Metazoa, Chordata, Actinopteri, Clupeiformes, Clupeidae. Gene Ontology annotation, cellular component: membrane. Gene Ontology annotation, molecular function: wide pore channel activity. The record is from RefSeq and is a predicted model, not a curated record. Gene Ontology annotation, biological process: immunological synapse formation; T cell mediated cytotoxicity; defense response to virus.